Molecule: messenger RNA, 2658 nt
Organism: Aedes albopictus (Asian tiger mosquito)
Lineage: Eukaryota; Metazoa; Arthropoda; Insecta; Diptera; Culicidae
Exons: 1
Coding region: 1-2658 (885 amino acids)
Biological process (GO): DNA integration
Molecular function (GO): nucleic acid binding
Source: RefSeq, a predicted model, not a curated record
AUGUUCUACGUGGACAACGUACUUUUUGGUGGAAACAAUUUGGUAGAAGUGAGAGACCUCCAACGAGAGUUGAUUUCGCUACUGCAACGCGGAGGUUUUCAUCUACACAAGUGGGCUGCAAACGAUGAACGACUCCUGGACUCUAUUCCUGAGGAGGAUCGUGAUAAACUGGUGAAGAUUGAAGAAUCUAGUGCCAAUAAGGUAAUUAAGACCCUUGGGGUUAUGUGGGAUCCGGUCGGAGAUGAUUUUCUGCUCCGGGCACAAUCUGACUGCAACAAUCCAGCACCGACAAAACGGCAAGUUCUGUCAGUUAUAGCAAGGCUUUUCGAUCCCCUCGGCUUGUUGUCACCAGUAAUCGUUCUCGCAAAGGUUUUGAUGCAGAAGCUGUGGAAGAACAAAAUGGAUUGGGACGAUCGGCUGGAUGAAGAGCUACUCGACGACUGGAGAUAUUUUUUGAACGCGCUGCCACUUGCAGAGGACUUCCGAGUUCCUCGGCGGGUAAUUUUGGAGGAAGCGGCAAGGAUCGAAAUCCAUGGAUUUGCAGACGCGUCAAAUACAGCCUACGGAGCAUGCGUGUACCUUCGGUCGGUGCAUUCCGAUGGUACUGCGAGUUCGAGCUUAGUUACAAGCAAGUCAAAAGUCUGUUCCCUAACGCCUAUGUCCAUCCCGCGCAAGGAGCUGAUGGCAGCUCUACUCCUGCAUCGAUUGGUUAAGAAAGUGGUUGAGGCGAUGGAAUUGGAGCACAUCUCGGUUACUCUCUGGUCCGACAGCCAGGUGGUUAUUGCGUGGCUAAACAAGCCGUUGGACUGCCUGCAAGUAUUCGUGAGGAAUCGUGUAGCCGAGAUUACAAGCGAAAGUGAACAUGUUUGGAAGUACGUUCGCUCUGCAGACAACCCAGCAGAUAUUGUAUCCCGAGGCAUGCCAGCGAAAGCGCUCGCGACGAGCAACCUAUGGUGGAAUGGACCGUUUUUCCUGUGCAGUGCAGCAUAUGACGAAGUGGUUCCUGCAGCUCUGGAAGAUGGAGAGAUUCCUGAACUGAAGGCGGCAGUAUCUGUCAACGUGGCAACUGUAUACGAGGAGCUUCCGAUAUUGACAAAGUUUGAGUCAUUUCGGAAGACACAAAGGAUCAUCGCCUACGUUUUAAGGUUCAUCAAAAACUGCCGUAAGAUUGGUGAACGAAGCACUGCAACGACGCCCACGAUUUCUGAACUGAAGGAGGCAAACAAGCGGAUCAUCCAAGCGAUCCAGAGGAGCGAACUUCAGGAUGAAAUCGAUCGCCUGCAAGCGGGGGAGCCAUGCAAGAGAAUCGGCAAUCUGAAUCCUUUCUUGGACGACGGAUUACUACGAGUUGGAGGUAGAAUUCGUCACAGCAAACUAGCAUACGAGGUAAAGCAUCAAUGGAUCGUUCCGGACAAGCAUCCCGUAACGAGAAGACUCAUCGCAGCGGUACAUAGAGAAAACCUGCAUGCUGGUCCGAGUAGCGUGAUCACAGCCCUAAGAGAGCGCUACUGGAUACUGAACGCCAGAUCGACGGUACGAAAGGUGACGAGAAGUUGCAUCACUUGCUUCAAAUCAAGCCCGAAGCUUGCUGAGCAGUUCAUGGGAGACUUACCAUCGUAUCGCAUCACCGCUGCACCAACGUUUUUGAAAGUUGGAGUAGACUUCGCUGGACCUAUCUACAUAAAGCAAACCACCAGGAAAGCAGCUCCAGUAAAAGGCUACAUAUGCGUAUUUGUCUGUAUGGUUUCGAAGGCAAUGCACUUGGAAGUGGUGGAGAACCUAUCCACUGAAGCGUUUUUGGCAGCAUUACAAAGAUUCGUAUCCAGAAGAGGAGUACCCGAGGAAGUGUAUAGCGACAACGGAACGAAUUUCAUCGGCGCGCGAUCAGAGCUUCGUGAGUUGUACGAGCUCUUCAAGUCCGACCUAACCAACGGUAAGCUAUCACAGUUCUGUCAAGUCAAGGAGAUUAAGUGGACCACGAUUCCCCCAAAUGCGCCUCACUUUGGCGGGCUAUGGGAGGCGGGUGUUAAAAGCGUGAAGUCUGUUCUGAAGAAAGUCUAUCAGUCCGCCUCUCUGACAAUAAUGGAAUUUGCGACCUUGCUGUGUCAAAUCGAGGCUAUUCUAAACUUUAGACCUCUUUUUGCACAUUCCUCUGACCCCAAUGACCCAACCGUUUUAACCCCUGGCCAUUUAAUGAUCAAUAGACCUUUAACUGCUAUCCCUGAGCCUAGUCUUGAUGACAUCCCCAUCAACCGCCUGUCAAAAUGGCAGCACAUUCAGCUUCUUCGACAGCAUUUUCGGCAACGCUGGUCGAAAGAAUAUUUGUUAGAGCUUCAAUGUCGUUCGAAGUGGACGAAGAAGCACGUCAAUGUAGUCCCUAACAUGAUCGUCCUGUUGAAGGAAGAUAACGUACCACCUCAACAGUGGAAAAUGGGUAGAAUCGUCAAAACCUAUCCAGGUCCCGAUGAUCUCACUCGUGUCGUCGACGUUCGUGUGGGCACCAGCGUUUUCAAGCGGCCAAUCCACAAGUUGGCACCCCUGCCCAUCCUCGAAGAAGAACCAGUACGUUCAACACAUCAGGACGAAGAUUCCAAGGAGCCACCAGUGUCUCUCUUUUCCCGGGUGGCAGCAUGUUCAGUCCGCAACGCUGCGAACUGA